AUGCCCAGCAACAACAGCAGCGGCGUGGGCAACUGGGAUGGCAUGCCCUGGGUGAAUGCCGCCAACACGUGCCCGCCCUCCAUGGGGGGCACCACGCUCCUGAUCGUGGCCUACAGCACGGUGAUCGCGGUGGGGCUGGUGGGCAACUCCUGCCUGGUCUUCGUCAUCUCGCGGCAGAAGGAGAUGCGCAACGUGACUAAUAUCCUCAUCGCCAACCUGUCCUGCUCCGACAUCCUGAUGUGCGUGGUGUGCCUGCCCGUCACCGUCAUCUACACCCUCAUGGACCGCUGGAUACUGGGGGAGGCCCUGUGCAAGGUCUCGCCCUUCGUGCAGUGCAUGUCCAUCACCGUCUCCAUCUUCUCGCUGGUCCUCAUCGCCCUGGAGCGCCACCAGCUGAUCAUCCACCCGACGGGCUGGACGCCGGUGGCGGGCCACUCCUACCUGGCGGUGGCCGUGACCUGGAUGGUGGCCUGCUUCAUCUCGCUGCCCUUCCUGUCCUUCAGCAUCCUGACCAACGCGCCCUUCCAGAACCUCAGCAUCCCCUUCAACCCCUUCAGCGACCACCUGAUCUGCAUGGAGCGCUGGCCGUCCGAGCGCAACCGGCUGGCCUACACCACCUCGCUGCUGCUCUUCCAGUACUGCCUGCCCCUGCUGCUCAUCCUGCUCUGCUACCUGCGCAUCUUCCUGCGCCUGCGCCGGCGCCGCGACAUGGUGGAGCAGGCCAGCGACGCGCGCCAGCGCAAGGCCCGCAGCGCCCAGCGCAUCAACGCCAUGCUGGUGGCCAUCGUGGUGGCCUUCGCCCUCUGCUGGCUGCCGCUCAACAUCUUCAACACGCUGUUCGACUGGUACCACCAGGCGCUGCCCACCUGUCAGCACGACGUCAUCUUCUCCGCCUGCCACCUGACGGCCAUGGCUAGCACCUGCGUCAACCCGGUGGUGUACGGCUUCCUCAACAGCAACUUCCAGAAGGAGCUGAAGGCCAUGCUGCAGCGGUGCCGCUGCUGCUGGGCCGUGCCCGAGAGCUACGAGAGCUUCCCGCUGUCCACCGUGGGCACCGACGUGACCAAGGUGUCCUUUAAAAUAAGGCACAAUUAUAUCAAUCAUCCUGGUUGCCUUCGUUCAAAACGUGAAAAUUAA
This is a messenger RNA of Engraulis encrasicolus (European anchovy), 1137 nucleotides long. It is a transcript of the gene npy8ar, whose product is annotated as neuropeptide Y receptor Y8a. Lineage: Eukaryota; Metazoa; Chordata; Actinopteri; Clupeiformes; Engraulidae. The record is from RefSeq and is a predicted model, not a curated record. Bases 1 to 1137 code for a protein of 378 amino acids. The transcript is spliced from 3 exons. Gene Ontology annotation, cellular component: plasma membrane; neuron projection. Gene Ontology annotation, molecular function: neuropeptide binding; neuropeptide Y receptor activity. Gene Ontology annotation, biological process: G protein-coupled receptor signaling pathway.